Messenger RNA from Knipowitschia caucasica, 1383 nucleotides. Lineage: Eukaryota; Metazoa; Chordata; Actinopteri; Gobiiformes; Gobiidae. The record is from the annotation of a GenBank genome assembly.
AUGGACUACUCCAACACCUCCCACCUGCACAUGGACUACUCCAACACCUCCCAUCUGCACAUGGACUAUUCCAACACCUCCCACCUGCACAUGGACUACUCCAACACCUCCCACCUGCACAUGGACUAUUCCAACACCUCCCACCUGCACAUGGACUACUCCAACACCUCCCAUCUGCACAUGGACUACUCCAACACCUCCCAUCUGCACAUGGACUACUCCAACACCUCCCACCUGCACAUGGACUACUCCAACACCUCCCACCGGCCAUGGACUAUUGCAACACCUCCCACCUGCACAUGGACUAUUCCAACACCUCCCACCUGCACAUGGACUACUCCAACACCUCCCAUCUGCACAUGGACUACUCCAACACCUCCCACCUGCACAUGGACUACUCCAACACCUCCCACCUGCACAUGGACUACUCCAACACCUCCCACCUGCACAUGGACUCCAUUCCAACACCUCCCACCUGCACAUGGACUACUCCAACACCUCCCACCUGCACAUGGACUACUCCAACACCUCCCACCUGCACAUGGACUGUUCCAACACUUCCCACCUGCACAUGGACUACUCCAACACCUCCCAUCUGCACAUGGACUACUCCAACACCUCCCACCUGCACAUGGACUACUCCCACACCUCCCACCUGCACAUGGACUACUCCAACACCUCCCACCUGCACAUGGACUACUCCAACACCUCCCCACCUGCACAUGGACCAUUCCAACACCUCCCACCUGCACAUGGACUACUCCAACACCUCCCACCUGCACAUGGACUACUCCAACACCUCCCACCUGCACAUGGACCAUUCCAACACCUCCCACCUGCACAUGGACUACUCCAACACCUCCCACCUGCACAUGGACUGUGUCCAACACUUACUCCACUACUACUCCAACACCUCCCAUCUGCACAUGGACUACUCCAACACCUCCCACCUGCACAUGGACUACUCCAACACCUCCCAUCUGCACAUGGACUACUCCAACACCUCCCAUCUGCACAUGGACUACUCCAACACCUCCCACCUGCACAAUGGACUACUCCAACACCUCCCACCUGCACAUGGACUACUCCAACACCUCCCACCUGCACAUGGACUACUCCAACACCUCCCACAUGCACAUGGACCAUUCCAACACCUCCCACCUGCACAUGGACUACUCCAACACCUCCCACCUGCACAUGGACUACUCCAACACCUCCCACCUGCACAUGGACUAUUCCAACACCUCCCACCUGCACAUGGACUACUCCAACACCUCCCACCUGCACAUGGACUAUUCCAACACUCGGCGGCUCCGACCAGUCAUAAAAACCACUGCAGUCAAUCCCGGCCCUUUACAGUCGUCUCUUACCUCUGGACACUGA